Molecule: messenger RNA, 1044 nt
Organism: Procambarus clarkii (red swamp crayfish)
Lineage: Eukaryota; Metazoa; Arthropoda; Malacostraca; Decapoda; Cambaridae
Source: RefSeq, a predicted model, not a curated record
AUGGCGUCUGUGAGUGGGGGCGGGGGCUCCCAUGAGUCUGUGAGUGGGGGCGGGGGCUCCCAUGAGUCUGUGAGUGGGGGCGGGGGCUCCCAUGAGUCUGAGAGUGGGGGCGGGGGCUCCCAUGAGUCUGUGAGUGGGGGCGGGGGCUCCCAUGAGUCUGUGAGUGGGGGCGGGGGCUCCCAUGAGUCUGUGAGUGGGGGCGGGGGCUCCCAUGAGUCUGUGAGUGGGGGCGGGGGCUCUCAUGAGUCUGUGAGUGGGGGCGGGGGCUCCCAUGAGUCUGUGAGUGGGGGCGGGGGCUCCCAUGAGUCUGUGAGUGGGGGCGGGGGCUCCCAUGAGUCUGUGAGUGGGGGCGGGGGCUCCCAUGAGUCUGUGAGUGGGGGCGGGGGCUCCCAUGAGUCUGUGAGUGGGGGCGGGGGCUCCCAUGAGUCUGUGAGUGGGGGCGGGGUCUCCCAUGAGUCUGUGAGUGGGGGCGGGGGCUCCCAUGAGUCUGUGAGUGGGGGCGGGGGCUCCCAUGAGUCUGUGAGUGGGGGCGGGGGCUCCCAUGAGUCUGUGAGUGGGGGCGGGGGCUCCCAUGAGUCUGUGAGUGGGGGCGGGGGCUCCCAUGAGUCUGUGAGUGGGGGCGGGGGCUCCCAUGAGUCUGUGAGUGGGGGCGGGGGCUCCCAUGAGUCUGUGAGUGGGGGCGGGGGCUCCCAUGAGCCUGUGAGUGGGGGCGGGGGCUCCCAUGAGUCUGUGAGUGGGGGCGGGGGCUCCCAUGAGUCUAGUGACUACCGUGCUUUGGAGAGUGACUACCGUGCUCUGAAGAGUGACUACCGUGCUCUGGUGUGUGACUACCGUGCUCUGGAGAGUGACUACCAUGCUCUGGAGAGUGACUACCGUGCUCUAGAGAGUGACUACCAUGCUCUGGAGAGUGACUACUGUGCUCUGGAGCGUGACUACCAUGCUAUGGAGCGUGACUACCAUGCUAAGGAGCGUGACUACCAUGCUAUGGAGCGUGACUGCCAAACCGUCACCGAAUUUUUCAUCCUGUCUCUCCGGUCUCUUUAA